Messenger RNA from Entelurus aequoreus (snake pipefish), 4791 nucleotides. Its product is annotated as protein phosphatase 1 regulatory subunit 29. The record is from RefSeq and is a predicted model, not a curated record. Lineage: Eukaryota; Metazoa; Chordata; Actinopteri; Syngnathiformes; Syngnathidae. Gene Ontology annotation, cellular component: plasma membrane. Gene Ontology annotation, molecular function: protein binding.
AUGCAGAGUCUUUCCACCACAUCAGGUUUCAUUGCUAUUAUUUCCUCCCUCCUAAUUGCCGACCGCUUUCCCGGUGUGGUCAACGGGGACUGCUGGCUCAUUGAGGGGGACAAAGGUUACGUGUGGUUGGCUAUCUGCAGUCAGAACCAACCACCGUACGAGACAAUCCCACAACACAUCAACAACACUGUCCAUGACUUGAGACUCAAUGAGAACAAACUUAAAGCUGUGUCCCUAAACUCCAUGUACCGAUUCACCAACCUCACAGAUCAUCUGACCAAGAAUGAAAUCAGCUACAUCGAAGAUGGCGCCUUUUCGGGACAAGCUAACCUACAGGUCCUACAGCUGGGCUACAACAAACUAACCAACCUGACAGAGGGUAUGAUGAGGGGGCUCAGCCGAAUGCAAUGUCUAUUCCUCCAGCAUAAUCUAAUUGAGGUUAUCGCCAGCAAUGCAUUCUGGGAGUGCCCCAGCCUUAGCAGCAUUGAUCUGUCAUCCAACAAACUUGGCCGGAUUGAUCCCUCGACAUUUACAGUUCUAAAUCACCUAAUGGUUUGCGAACUAGCAGCAAAUCCUUUCCAUUGUGGCUGUGAUCUUUACAGUUUCCUUAUCUGGCUGGAAUCUUUCAACAACGUCACGCACACCUACGAUCGUCUUCAGUGCGAGACACCCCGGGAGAUGUUCGGCUUUCCCCUACUGAGCCCCAUUGCUUCCGGUCAUGCCGCUCGAAAUGCCAAAAACAUCUUAUUCUCCCACUGCAGAGACGGAGUGAUGAUUCCUGGAAUGACAUCCCUCCCGCCAGACCUGGAUGGUCCUUCUGGGAUGGGUCCAGAUAUGUACGGUGGUGUGGGUCCUUACCACCAGCCAAACACCUCCACAGGGGUAGAAAACAACUUCAUUCCAAGCAUCAAGCUCCAUCAGGUGUCUUUGUCAUCAGCGUCUCUCGUCCAGAUUCCGAGGCCCUUCAGCAAAAUGUAUAUUCUAACACAGUACAACCACACGUAUGUGUCUGAUGUUAUGACUAAGAACAACAAGGAAAAGAUCACCCUCAGCAAGCUCACACACACCAAUUACACCUUCUGUGUCGCAUCCAUCCGUAACUCUCAAAGAUAUAAUCACACCUGCCUCACGUUUUCCACUCGCUCCGAGAAUACUCCCACACCUUCCACCACUACACACUACAUCAUGACAAUAGUGGGCUGCCUAUUUGGCAUGCUCAUUGUUUUGGGCUUUGUCUAUUACUGUUUACGAAAGAAACGUAUGCAUGAUGAGAAGAAGAAGGUUAUCUGUGUCAAGAAAACUAUUCUGGAGAUGCGCUACGGACCUCAGGUGGCAGCAGCAGUUGCAAAUGAUCCAGCAGCAGUCCACAAGCUGCAGGAACACUCCAGAGAGAACCAUCAAUAUCAUCACCACCAUGGGGGAAAGCUACCCAUGUCUACAUCCUCGAGCACUGGAAUGCUUCACUCAGCUAACACCAGUUCCUCAAGACUGUCGUCUAUCCCCCAAGUGGAAAAAAUGGCCACGGCUUUCUCAGAGGCCAUGGGAAGUAAGGGGAACUACAUGGAUAUCAGAAGUGGGGGGGCAGGGAUGGAGAGGCUCGGAGACAGUGGGCAUGGAGUGAUGAGAGGGGAUGAUUUAAAGGAUGAUGGAACUGAUGUUGGAGAAGACUCUGAGGACGAUGGGCAUGGCUCAGCAUCGGAGAUCUCGACCAUUGCAAUGGAGGUGGACAAAGUCAACCAGAUUAUUAACAACUGCAUUGAUGCACUGAAGCUAGACGCAGCAGCUGUUGCAGCUUCAGGCUCCUCUCCAAAUCCUACACCUUCCUCCAACCCUAUCCCAACCCCAAACAGCUCAUCCGCUCUUACCCGUGGCUUGAUUACUCUUUCACAAGGGAUGACGGACUCAUGCCAAGGUAACAAAAUCCCACCUCCACCCCCGCUCCCUGCCUUGAACCCACUUUCUGAGCGCCCAGGGAUCAGCGGUGGUGGCUUCGUCGUCACCCCUCCCUACAGACCGCCACCACCGGCCAACGCUGUACGCCCCAUUCAGCGCCAAAUGAGUGCGGAUGCAGCUGUGGUGAUUGUGAACGCCGUCAAGAAACAGACCAGCACCAACUCUUGUGGCUCUGUAGGCCGGGACAGGGAGCGUGGCGGAGCUCGUGUCUAUAGUCUAGAUGUUCCAGAGCCAAGGAGUCCAGAUGCCUGUAAUCAACAGCAAUACUCAGACCGGGCCAGUCCUGUGGGCUGUGGGGAGCCCCUGGAAAGACUGCCGUUAGUGGGGAGUAUGAGCUGCACUGGAGGGGGUGGCGGUGGUUGCGACAGUGGUGGUGUUGGUGCCCAACAUCAGGAAAACCAAAAUGCCCAUCAUUAUCAUCAACAGCAACAGCAGUUGGAUGUGCAGCAGGACUACCACUGCUCAGAGCACCGCCACUCUGUCCCAGCUCUCUACUACGACGGCUCCCACCAGGGGUCCCCAGCCCAGAGGGUUUCCUUCCUAAAGCCGCUAUCACGCUCCCGUAGGGAUGCAGCAUCUUACUCCCAGCUUUCGCCGGCUCGCCACCAUUCUAGUUACUCCGGCUACUCCUCCAGUCCUGAGUACUCCUCGGAGAGCACACUGAGGAUCUGGGAGCGCUUCCGUCCUUACCGUAAAGGCCAGCGUGAUGAGGCUUGUUACGUAACGGCCGGGAACGCCCUUCGGAAGAAGGUGCAAUUUGCUAAAGGCGAGGACCUGCAUGACAUCCUGGAUUACUGGAAGGGUGUAUCGGCACAGCAAAAGCUUUGACUGGGGGACCAGUAUUAAGCAUUGUUUGUUUACUUCUGGUUCUACUUUGCCAUUUGUAGGAUGGAGAACCUUCUUAAAGGUAGAGAGAAGAAAAAUCUUGGACACUACUUUGCCUUUUCGUCUUUUUGGCAUGCUCUGUGUAUAGGAUAUUGUGCUUCGAGCACAGACUGUGCAACUGUGCCUGGGACACCUGGGAUAUAACUCACAAUGGCUUUUUUAUUUUACAAUUCAUUGUAGCACCGUUUAUAGAACAUUUUACAUUUUCAGGUUUUGUUUAUCUCACAAAUAGCAAAUGUUAACAGUUUAAUAAUAUUUGCGUGACCACGUUUUGGGAUCUUUUAGACCGUACUUGCUCAGUGCCAUGUGUUUUAAUCUUUGGGCAAUCACCGGUGUUAAAUUGGAAGGACUCAUCACUGGAGCUGGGAGGUUUACAUAAUGCAGCACGUGGAUAUAUUUAGACCCGAGUGGAAGUUACUCUGUUGGAGGUGACCACAUGCUGAACUGUUGACAGAGUUGUCAAAUGCAGGCUGGACGUACCAGAUGGGGCAGAGACAUUUGCAUUUCAACAGCUAAUGCACACACGGAGAAGUAAAUACAUCAAUUGUGGCCAUGAUAAAAGGAAAUCUGCGGUUUAACGUCAGUAUGAAAGAUUGAAAUCAGUGCGUAGCAUUUUUUUUUUCUUAAUUAUUAUGUCAACAAGUGAUGCAAAUGGGAUUUUGUGAGAAUCCGUGGAAGAUCAUACAGCAGGAGAAGACAAGUAACAGUACAUUCCAAAUCAUUUAACAUUUAAAUGUAAUAACACAGGGGGGGAAAAACCCUUUUAAUAUUACUGCCAACAUCUCUUUUCAGUUAUCUUCUAAUGUCAAUUGACUCAAUUAUCCAUCUCGUGACAGGCAUGUUCGCUUAUGGUUUAUAACCGUGUGUGUGUGUUUAGUACACAGUGGUCAGUGUAAGUGGGUGUUGGCAUGCCUUGUCAGAUUAUAUUGUCUGCGCCCAAAUUGAUUUUAAUUCAUACUUGUGAAUAUAUAAUGGAUGUCUGGCUGUGUAUAACUAAUGCCACAUGACUAAACAUGUGGAUGAAUGCACAAAUAACAACAGUUAUUUCUCAGACAUACUGUACAUGGUGACACUCAGCUAUUCUUAAGCAGCACAGUGCCUCUUGCUACUGUUCGAGCACCAUUAUCCAAUUUUUGUUGGCCUUUUGCAAAGAUCCGCCCAAACCGCUGUGAAACAUGACCAUUCUUGGUCGUUUAACUGCUACCGUAAAAUGUGAAAAACUCAAGUGAUCCUUGCCUCAUAUUUCUAUUUAGGGCUAAACUCCACAGAAAACUGCUUAGAGACAUUCAAGGUGUUUUUUAUUGUUUCUUGUCUUGUACAUAUGAGUUGUAAGGGAAAGAAAGCUUGGGACGCUUUAACCGUAAGCAUAUCUGCCACAUAAAGCAAAAACAUACAUAUAUAUAUAUUUUCUAUUUUUUCCCUGAAGUCAUCUUUCCUUAAGCUGUUCUCAGAAGAAUUAAGUAGGAUUUUGUACAAAAAGUAAUUAACUAUGAAAAAAUAGUAAAGAAGUACUAUUGGAUUUCUUGGAACAAAGGCAUUGGAAACAAAUCAAAUUAAACUUUUGUUUUUCUUCAUUUGUAUGUUGAGAAGAACAAUGCUGCAUUUAGGGGUUCCAGUUGGACUAAGAGUGGGCAAACGGUUCUAUGUUUUUAAAAGAUAGACUGGGCCAUUGCAAGUAUAACAUAGGGAUGAUAUGCAUUUCCCGACUUAAUCAUUUAACAAAUCAACAACUGAAUGUUGGGAUGUGGCUUAUUAUAGUUGCGCUUAUUGACAUGCUGCAACGUUGCAGUUAGGUUAAAGUUCUCAGGUUGACACAGACGUGUUGGCAGAAUUCACCAUCCUGUCAUACCACAUAGCUCGUUAGAGAUGGGAUUGCAAUUAUAAUAAAAUGUACCGUAUUUUCCGGACUAUGAGGCGCACUUAAAAUCUUUUUUUUUUUCCAAAACUCGACAG